Molecule: messenger RNA, 1574 nt
Organism: Chrysoperla carnea
Lineage: Eukaryota; Metazoa; Arthropoda; Insecta; Neuroptera; Chrysopidae
Product: galectin-9-like
Exons: 5
Coding region: 130-1263 (377 amino acids)
Molecular function (GO): galactoside binding; carbohydrate binding
Source: RefSeq, a predicted model, not a curated record
ACAUAUGAUAUUUAUACACAAAACAUAUUAUUUCCAACUUUCUGUGUGUUUUAUCGUAAUUUACUUAACAAUCGUACAAAUGUGUUAACAAGAUUCAAGCAUGUUUUAACAAAAAAUUUGCGAACUAUUAUGGAAGAUUCGGUAGAUGAAGAUAACAAUGAAUUGAAAGGUGGUUGUUGUUUUCGUUGCUGGUAUUGUUUAUGCUGUUGCUGUAGGAAUUGGAUAAGAAAAAAAUAUGGCAAGAAAAAAAAAAUUAGUAUUGUGACAGAGCAAAUUGAGAUUGUACAUAGUAAACCAUUGGAUCAACCAUUAAAAACGUCCGAUGUCAUUGUUAUACAUGGAACUGUCCAUAAUGAUUGUGAAAGGUUUACAAUCAACUUACUAAGCGCCCAAUCAUCGGAUCCUACCCAUAAUGUUAUACUGCACAUAAAUCCACGAUUUGAACAAAGGUAUAUAGUACGAAAUAGCCGUAUAGGUGGAAAAUGGGGGGCAGAAGAUACAACUGGAAAAUUUCCUUUUAUUUUAAAACGUGGUUCAGAAUUUAAAUUACAUAUAUUUGUAACUGAUUCUGAAUUUUUAAUAUCUAUUGAUGGCGAACACUAUUGUGCAUAUCCGUUCCGGAUUCCGGCUAAAAAAGUGACACACAUUGAAGUAACUGGAGCUAUUCAAAUUCAUGAUUUACGAAUUGAUUCCCUAAAUAUUUAUCCAACGUCGCCUGGUGAUACUUCAACUGUACCAAUAUUACCAAUAAAUCACUCACUUGAAGAAACUAUUAAACUUCCUUUUUGCUGGCGACUGAGUGGACCAUUCGUAACUGGACAACAAAUUGCUAUUGAAGGUGUUGUCAAACUUUUACCGGUUGCAUUUUUUGUUAAUUUACAAAAUGGUGAACAUGUAUGGCCUCAUCCAGAAAUUCCAUUGCAUGUUAACACUAGAUUUGUACAAAAAGGAGAAAUGUAUCUUGUUCGAAAUUCGUGGAAAAAUGGACAAUGGGGUUCAGAAGAACGUGCCGUUACAAAUAAAUUUCAACCUGGACGACCGUUUAUUCUUUCUAUAAAUUGUGAAGAUGAUUUAUAUUCAAUUUGGGUAAAUAAAUCAUUAAUCGCUACAUACAACCAUCAAAUGAAUCGUGAUCUAGCAACACAUUUGUACAUCGAAGGUGAUAUAAAUGUUAAAAGAAUUAUUCAUUCAGAUAAAAUUUUAGAUAAAUAUACUCAUGGUAGUAUAAAUGAUAGUGAAACUAUUCAUGAUAAUAAUAAUUGACAACUAUUAGUAUGGAAUAUUUUUAAAAAAUAUAAAAUUUUAACGAGAUUCAUUUGCCCAUUAUUCAUUGAUUACGUUUCAAAACAAAUCAUAUUUUCUUUAUUUGAGCUAAUUAAGAACUUAUAAUUGAUAUACUAGCUAGCCGAUUAAAGGAAACUUUUAAUUAAAUCAUUUUUUUUUCUGUAACUGGACAUUGUCUUUUUCUUACUUACAAGCUCUGAAUAGAGGUUUCAUUUCCAUUUUUUCAUUUUAUAUAGUUGCUAAACUCGUACAAAUUGGCAUCCGAUGAAUUUUACAAAUUUGAUAUUCAA